UGUACUGCACAGAAUCGCCGCAGUCUCCCGGGACACCAAGAACGCAAUAGAGUGUUCAUCUUUUUUUACUUUUUGAGCAUUUUUACGCGGACCGGACGAGGAUUUAAAGCGAGGCCAUACAUGGGUUUAGGUUGCUCUGUCUUUGAAAGGAGAGCCUGAUUCUGGCUCCGGGUUCCCAUGAUGUCAGCGGUAGGGUAGGGUUCUGGCCCGGCCCGUGGGAGAGUUUAGCGCGUGACUCCAGCUGUCAUGUUGGGGCUCGUUCCCGCGGAGCCGCACAGGUGUGCAGCCUCCAACGGUCGUCCCGCGGAGGGGCCAGAGGAUUGGUCUCCUCCUGCGGUGUCACGGGAUGAGACCCAUCCACCUGUCGUCCCGCGGAGGAGCCAGAGGAAGGGUCUCUUACCGCGGGGUCCCGGGAUGAGACGCUGAGGGGCUGACUACUGCUGGGUUUCUCUUUAGCCUGCAGUUAUGUGGCUUGUCUUUCCUCUUGUUUGUUCAACAAGAUGCUUGCAAACAAGCGGGCGGUCUUGGUUUUGCAGAACGACCCAGCCUACGGGGGCCAGCGGCGGUCCUUCACCACGGAGGACGAGGCCUGGAAGUCCUUCCUGGAGAACCCGCUCACCGCCGCCACCAAGGCCAUGAUGAGCAUCAACGGAGACGAGGACAGCGCCGCCGCCCUGGGCCUGCUCUACGACUACUACAAGGUGCCCAGGGAGAAGAGAACAAUCACGCAGAGCAAGACAGAUGCCAUGGGCUCUGAUGUGGAUCCCAACAAAAGGCACCAGCUCCAGACUGGCCACUCCAUCACCGCGCUCCAGGACACCUCCAUGGCCAACGUGGAGAGCAGGAUCCAGGUGCUGAAGGGGCCCUUCAACAUCCUGCUGCCCAACCAUUUGACCCAGGACAAGAGGAGCUCCUUCACCACGCCAGUGUCCAUCGCGGCGGGGUCCAACUACACCUCGGUGAAGACGGAGGGCCCCACCCAGGGCUUCUCGCUGGCCGUGCAGAACCCCUGCGCCGAAGGCCAACACCACCCCCACAGCUUCGACAGGCAGAUGGUCCACAGCUCCGUCCAGUUCACCUCCAACGCCCGCACACCACCCGACUCCACCUUCCCCGAGAGCUACAAGGACAGCUCCCAGGAGGUGUUCUCCUUCCCGGGGGAUCUCCAGUUACGUAUGUCGUCCAUCGUGACGCCCGAGGACUACAGCGCCUUCGAAUCUGUCUCGGGGAGUGACUAUGAGUACACUCUGGAAGCGUCCAAGUCUCUGCGGCAGAAGACGGGCGACGGCACGAUGACUUACCUGAACAAGGGACAGUUCUACCCCAUCAGCCUCAGGGAGAUCGACAACAACAAAGGGAUCCAGCAGCCCAUCACCAAAGUCCGGAGUGUUGUGAUGGUGGUGUUCGGGGAGGAGAAGUGCAGAGACGACCAGCUCAAGCACUGGAAGUACUGGCACUCCCGACAGCACACGGCCAAGCAGCGCUGCCUAGACAUCGCGGACUACAAGGAGAGCUUCAACACCAUCGCCAACAUAGAGGAGAUCUCCUACAACGCCAUCUCCUUCACCUGGGACACCAACGAGGAGGCCAAGAUCUUCAUCUCGGUCAACUGCCUGAGCACGGACUUCUCCUCGCAGAAGGGGGUGAAGGGUCUGCCGCUGAACCUGCAGAUCGACACCUACAGCUACAACAACCGCAGCAACAAGCCCAUCCACCGCGCCUUCUGCCAGAUCAAGGUCUUCUGCGACAAAGGCGCCGAGCGCAAGAUCCGCGACGAGGAGAGGAAGCAGUCCCGCCGGAAGGGGAAGGUGUCGGAGCACAGCAGCACCAUGGGGGCCUUCGCCGACGUCAAGGUCCCGCUGCUGCAGAAGAAGAACGACGUCACCACCUUCAAGAUGAUGAGCGACUUCGAGACGCAGCCGGUCCUCUUCAUCCCCGACAUCCACUUCUCCAGCUUCCAGCGCCAUCCUUUCACGACGGAGGAAGGAGAAGACAGCUCUGGCAUGAAGAGGGUGCCCUUUGCUGAAGACGAGUUUGGAACCCCUCCGAACAAGCAAGCAAGACUGGACGAACCAAAGAAAGUCCUUCUGUACGUACGCAAAGAAACAGAGGAGGUGUUUGACGCUGUCAUGCUGAAGAUCCCCACCCUGAAAGGCCUUGUGGAAGCUAUAUCAGAGAAAUAUGAGCUACCUUUGGCAAAAGUUGGAAAGGUCUACAAGAAAUGCAAAAAAGGGAUCCUAGUCAACAUGGACGACAACAUCAUAAAGCACUACUCCAACGAAGACACCUUCCAGAUCUCCAUGGAGGAGAUGGGAGGAAUAUACAAGCUCACCCUCACUGAGAUCUGAGUCUCGGACGAGGUGGGAAGGCCUUCACUACUAUGAGUUUACACUGAAUCUAGCUGGUUUACCGGCAGUAACAGCUAUGAUCGCGAAGCUAAUGGAGGGGAUGGUGUGUCCCUGAGGUCAACGGGGGGCCUGUGUUUCAUAUGGAAACGCAGGAUCUAAUGGAUUGUAGCUCUUAUUAUGCAAAUGCAUUGAUUAAAGAUAAAAUGUAAACGUUUAAAUUCUUUUUAUAAAACUGUUUAUGUGUACAUAAGUAUCGGGACAUUGAUGACACUCUUAUGAUGUUAUUUUUAUUUGUUAGUCGCAGCAGAAUAUGAUUUUUACUUUGUCCAAAACAUGCAGGGCUUUUAUGUUGUCAUCAUACCUCAUUCUAUGGAGGCAACAAUCUUUUUUUCACAUGUGCAACAACAUGUACAGGCAUAAUGUGUGUGUAUUACGUGGACAGACAGCGAUGGCCAGCACCUGUUGUUCCAUUCUCUAAAGCCAUAGCACUGAUGAUGCAGUCUGCAGGGUGACACACAGAGGGAAGAGAGAGGCCUAAAACAACCAGACCCCUGGGGUGUAUUAACAGUGAAGAUCCUGGCAGUAUUUAGUUUCUAAAGCGCUCUUUACCGUGAGUUAAACGGUAUAGUUGUACAUAUUAGGAAUGACCACAGAUACUGUUUGUAUAAAAUAUAGUCUUUUUUUUCAGAUCAAGUUUGAUAUCAAAUAUUUUCAUCAGUAUAUAAAGUAUUACAUAACAGAUGAGUAGAGGAUACCUAAUUCGAACAUGGAGGUUCCCCUCUUUUGAGUAGAGUACAGUAGAUAGACACCAGUUUCUCGCACAUCCGCACAAACCAUCCUGAUAGUGCAAUAUCAUAUUUAUCUCCAGACACAAUCAUUUUCUGAUGGCCAUUUCUUUGUGAUAUAUUUGUGAUGCAUGUCAAAGUCAGGUCAGUGCCUUUGUCAAGCUCUGCUCUAAAGUAAUGCUUGAUCUGCACAACCUUUUGUAUAUCAGUACUUAUGUGUAUAUAUUUAUUAAGAGUGUGGAUGUGGGAACUUUUUACAAUAUAUUUCCAAAUGUCUAAACUACAAUUAAUAAUAUAAAGUUUUUUUUGGUUUCUUUUUCUAUGAAGUUGUUUAAGAGCGUUAUGAUGUUAACAUGUAUUUAAAUCCCGAUGCAUAAUUCAUUUUUGUAAAAGCAUUGAUGCAGUACGUCAAUAAAAGAGGACUUUUACCUGUA
Messenger RNA from Gadus morhua (Atlantic cod), 3567 nucleotides. It is a transcript of the gene grhl1, whose product is annotated as grainyhead-like transcription factor 1. Gene Ontology annotation, cellular component: nucleus. The transcript has 16 exons. The record is from RefSeq and is a predicted model, not a curated record. Lineage: Eukaryota; Metazoa; Chordata; Actinopteri; Gadiformes; Gadidae. Gene Ontology annotation, biological process: regulation of transcription by RNA polymerase II. Bases 501 to 2348 code for a protein of 615 amino acids. Gene Ontology annotation, molecular function: DNA-binding transcription activator activity, RNA polymerase II-specific; RNA polymerase II cis-regulatory region sequence-specific DNA binding.